AUGAAGAUCUUCUACAUUGGAGUCCUUCGAAACGAAUCAGCCCCUGCCAUUGAACUCGCCGUUGAGCGAGACCUGUCCUCGUUCUCCCGCUUCACCCGAGACAGCUAUGGCGAAUUCAUGACCGUGUUCGCCAAAACCGUGGCGGAACGCACUAAGCCGGGCGUGAGGACAGACAUUGAGGAGAAGUCCUACACAUUCCACGCCUACAGCACCAGCCUGGGGCUCUGUGGCAUCAUCAUAUCCGAUGGCGAAUACCCGGCGUUGGUCGCGCAUCAACUCCUCUCCAAGAUCAUCGACGAAUAUUCCGCGCAGAACCCGCGAUCCUCGUACUCGACCAACCCACCGAACACGAGACCGUUCCCGCAACUGAAAGAGUACAUCGUCAAAUACCAGGAUCCGGGCCAGGCGGAUAGCAUCAUGAAGGUGCAGAGGGAGUUGGACGAGACCAAGAUUGUGCUGCACAAGACAAUCCAAAGUGUUCUGGAGCGAGGGGAGAAGAUUGACUCCCUCGUGGCGAAGAGUGACGGCCUGAGUGCGCAGAGUAGGAUAUUCUACCAACAGGCCAAGAAGCAGAACAGUUGUUGUGUGGUUAUGUGA
Molecule: messenger RNA, 597 nt
Organism: Fonsecaea erecta
Lineage: Eukaryota; Fungi; Ascomycota; Eurotiomycetes; Chaetothyriales; Herpotrichiellaceae
Exons: 3
Coding region: 1-597 (198 amino acids)
Biological process (GO): endoplasmic reticulum to Golgi vesicle-mediated transport
Cellular component (GO): Golgi apparatus
Molecular function (GO): SNAP receptor activity
Source: RefSeq, a predicted model, not a curated record